Molecule: messenger RNA, 2817 nt
Organism: Hypoxylon trugodes
Lineage: Eukaryota; Fungi; Ascomycota; Sordariomycetes; Xylariales; Hypoxylaceae
Exons: 3
Coding region: 1-2817 (938 amino acids)
Source: RefSeq, a predicted model, not a curated record
AUGAAAACUAAGAAGGGCGGUGCAUCUAUGUAUCAAUUCCACAAUCUAACUCAGCGGACGUCAAACCCAGAAUGCAACAAUGUCAACAACAAUACUGAAUAUUACACGGCCAUUAAUGGCGACGGUGGCGAUGUUUACACCUCAAACCGAACGGAUGAUCAAGUUAGCCAGGGUCACGCCGAUCUACCGCAACAAACAAACAUUAAUUCCCACGGAUUUCCGCAUCGUCAAUUUGCGAAUGACAAACCUGCCAGCAGGAGUUCUUACGCGUUAUUGGAUUCUUCAGCUGAAGAGACGGAACUUUCGGCAAAGCAACGUCAACCAUGGCUACCUCUCUACUCGAGGAGGCCUGUGUUCGUCGCCUUCGCGAUUUUGUUUGGCGCUAUGCUGAUAUCACUCGAAAUUCUCUUUACUCUAUCUCGGAAACAUCAAGGCCUAACCGAAAGCUCUUCGAAUCUUCGCUAUUUAUGGACAUACGGGCCGACUGCGAUCCUAACAUUGAUACACGCCUUCUGGAACCGUGUCGACUACGAUGCUAAGAUAGCGGCACCGUGGCUACGUGAUAGUCCCGGGUGUAUCGGCCGAGAAUCUCUACUAGUCGAUUAUCUUGACGACUAUCCACCGCAGGUGCUUCACAGGGCAUUCAAGCGUCGAGACUGGCCAGUAGCUGCGAGUGCGACUAUAUCGCUACUACUCACCACUUUGGUCGUAUUUUCUACAGGUCUAUUCACGCUCUCACAAGUGGAAAUAACGGAUUACGCAGUACCAAUAACAUUAACAAGCCAGUUUAUCAAUAACCCAAGUCGUCUCAAGAGUCCAUCGAAUCUCCCCGCCUAUAGUGUCGAGGGAUUGACUCACGGCAUUUUAUCUUACCCGAACGGCUUUUCGGAUCGAUUUGCUUAUCAGACGUUCGAAUUCGUAAAGCCGGGAAUCAAGGAGUUGAACGUGACAGUAAAUGGCAUGUAUUUUGGGUUUAAUUUCACCCCUGCGACUAUUGACACGGUUCAAUUGGAUGGCAUAUAUUGCGGUACUCCUGAGAAUGGGUUUCUCCAUCAGAAUCAAACCUUAUUCGUUAAGCAUGGGGAUUGCGUCAAGGGAAUACCUACCAAUCCUAUGCCUAUCAACAUAGCUAUGGGAUGUAACCCGAAUACUACAACCGUUGCAGAGUCUUUGGUGGACUUAGUACCAGUAGAUGGACUUACUCCUGGGCAUUGUGGUUCCGCGAAUUUGGAUCAUAAGCGUCUUGUUUUUUACUCCGUCAAGAUACGUCCCAGAGUUGUAAACGAAACUAAAACGACAUAUCGGAACCGAUCGGGGUUAAUUGAAGAGUUUGAGGUCUCCCUAGAUCGAUCCUCGUCUAUAGUAUCCGUUUUACGGGAUAGAAUCGGUCGACGUCUUUCGGGAUGGCACGGAGGUAUCCAUGCUUGGGAUGUAAUCCAAGGCCUUUCCAAUCCUUUUGACUACGACAAACUCGAAAAUAUACCGAUUAACUUGAGAAUCACAACCAAUACGACCACAGGACCCAACGCUCUAUUUAUCCUAGAUGCCUAUAGAGGCUCGAAAUUGAACUUCCCUUCUCUAUUGAAUACCACGACCCUAGAAACUUUACUAAACAAUUACUAUCUAAAAUACGCGGCGUUUCGUUUCCGGUCACUCAUGGAGACAGCCAAUAUCACAUCAACUGCUACCGCUUUAAGAAGUACGGAUCGUUUGUUAGUUCAACCAAUGGCCUGCCAGAUGAUGGCUAGUAUAAUGAUGCUUGCCAUGUUGAUGCUCCUAUCAUCAUUCAUGAUAACACCAAGGAAAAUACCUCGCUCAGUAGAGCCUGGAUCUAUAUUGGCGACCGCCACCCUUGUUGAUCGCCCAACGGCAUCGGCGUUUCCGUACAGGCUAGGGGCAACAAAUAAGAGAGUUCUCGGCUCCAAAGUUAAUGGCCGAGAAAAUAGCGGUACAGUGCGUUGCAAUUCCAUUAGAACUAACCGCUCAACGACGACCAACAAGGCUGUAAGAGAAAGUAAUGGCCUCGUUGAAUCAGCUAGGAAUCCCGAUUUUACCUACCCACUCGUUCUGAAACCUAUUUCGCGAAUCUCGGUAUACGGCCUGAUUAUAGGAUGUAUAGUUACCUUAGAGAUUACGCUACAGAAGUCACUCCAUUUUCAGGGCUUAGGAGACGUUCAAAGCGAUACAUAUGUUCAUUAUCUGUGGACGCUUCUCUCUGCCACUAUACUUAUAUCGGCUUCGGCUCUAGGUUGCAACGAUACACUCGAAACUGUAGACGUUAACAUGUCGUUCAUAACGCCUCGACUUCAACUCGACCAAGCGCACCCACCCGCGCCGAUCGAAUCGACGUCACGACCAGCUCCGGCUGAAAUUACGAUUUUUAGUACAACUUAUGAAAUUGGCGUUUUUAUGACGAACUAUUUAUACGCAUCGUUGGAAUCUAUCCCACCGGACAGUAAUAUCACAGUAUUCGAUGCAUUCUUUGAACAGCUCGUCACUUCCCGAUACGCUAUUCCCCUCUCCGCGAUGAGUGAUCCCACACAGGUUGAAGUUGUUAGAGAUGCCAUCAUAUUCCAGCACGGAAUCAUCGCCGCCCAGUGGUACAAUGAACAUCUCCGUGUUAAUGUCUCAAGCGAUACGUCGGGGUCGGUUUUCCCAUCGUUAUCCAAUCUCGCUGAAAACAAUACUGGAUUUUACACGGGCACAGCUACAAACCCAUACGGAAGGAACCGACUUAUGCAAGACGAAGCGUCCACGCGUGUAAUCCAGGCGCUACUACUAAUCACGUUGAUUCUUCUGUACUGGGCUGGAUCCUAG